This is a messenger RNA of Nematolebias whitei (Rio pearlfish), 1484 nucleotides long. It is a transcript of the gene atp6ap2, whose product is annotated as ATPase H+ transporting accessory protein 2. Gene Ontology annotation, biological process: positive regulation of Wnt signaling pathway. The record is from RefSeq and is a predicted model, not a curated record. Gene Ontology annotation, cellular component: external side of plasma membrane; membrane. NCBI's taxonomy places the organism in Eukaryota, Metazoa, Chordata, Actinopteri, Cyprinodontiformes, Rivulidae. The coding region runs from base 37 to 1125 and encodes 362 amino acids. The transcript is spliced from 9 exons. Gene Ontology annotation, molecular function: signaling receptor activity.
AGGUCAGCUGACCGCCGCUGUAGCAGAAGGAGAAAGAUGUCGGUACCAAACCGCCGAAGGAUGGAGGCAGCUUUUAACGCCGCGUUUGCUCUUUGCUUUCUUGUCACAGCCGGUGUCCAUGGGGACAGCUUGACGGUGCUGCAGGCUCCAGAGUUUGUGUCUUUCCAGAAAGGUGACUGGCCUGUAUCUGGAGAGAAGAUCCCAGACCUGGUGGCUCUAACCAUGGGCUUUUCUGUUCAAGAGGACUUGUCCUGGCCAGGCCUUCAGGCCGGUCCGUUGUUUCAGAGACCCCGAGCUAAUGUGCUAGUUGUUGUGAGAGGAGUCGAUAACUUGUCCCUGCCUCAGAAUGUGGCCUCCUACCCCCUGGAGAACCCAGUACCCUUCACCCUGGACAGUGUUGCAGAGACUGUGCACUCUUUGUUUGCUGAAUACACCCCUGUGGUGCUGCAGCUGGCCCCCAGUGAGGAGCGACUUUAUAUGCUCGGUAAGGCUAAUGCUGUGUUCGAGGACCUGCCUGUCACCUUGCAACAGAUACGCGCACGUCUGUCUCAGGACGGCUCGGUGCUGACUUCUCUUCCCCUCAACUCUCUCAGCAGAAAUUCAGAGGCUGAUUUACUCUUCUUGUCUGAGGUUCAAGUACUGCAUGAUAUCACAGCUCUGCUUCAGAGACACAGACAUUUGGCUAAGGAUUACUCCCCGGACCUGUACUCUCUGGAGCUGUCUGGCUUGGAGGAGCUGAGUCGACUUUAUGGCAAAGACUCUCCUCAGUACCGCGACGCCACAGCUAUCCUGUCUUCUGUCCUUCAGAAGUUUGGGGAGGAUAUGUUUCGUCUUUAUGGCAACAGCGCUGUAGUGGAGGUUGUUACAGUGAAGACUUUUGAAACACCUUUGACCAGGAAGUCCCGUUCGAUCCUGCAGGCCAAGCAAAUUAGUAACCCAGGCAGUCCUUACAACCUGGCCUACAAGUACAACUUUCAAUACGCCGUGAUCUUUAACAUCGUGCUGUGGCUGAUGAUCGCCCUGGCCCUCGCUGUCAUCGUCAUCUCUUACAACUUGUGGAACAUGGACCCUGGAUAUGACAGCAUCAUCUACAGGAUGACCAAUCAGAAGAUCAGGAUGGACUAAGUCCUAACAUCAGCACCCCUGCCGUCCCCGUUGGAACUCCAUGAAUGUUUGUGUUGUGGGUGUGGUCUUGUGUAGUGAAACAAAAGCGCUGGUUUGAUGGGAGGAAAAGCACGAUGCUGAGUCACCUUUUUGUUUACAGUGCUGACAUUCAACAUCAAGGUUUAAUGGUGAACAAAAUGAUAUCAGCAUGACAUUAGUGAUCUUUAGCAAUAUUAUCCUCUAGAUUCAAACGCUGAACUUCCUCUCUUCAACUCGUCAGCUCACAUCAUUCCUUCCAGCUUUUAACUCCUCACUAACUUUAUUUCCACUGGCGAUUGCAACUGUAUUUUUUGUUGUUGUAAAAAAGCAAAUGUAUUCUA